AUGGCCUCCAAGGUCUUACAGAACAACACCAACAGCAACUGGCUGAAGGACCCAGGAUUGCGAAGACUCAAUCUGGGGAUCGGCUUUAUGCUCUCCGCAUCGGCUACAGCCGGAUAUUGUGCUAGCAUGAUCAAUGGCCUUCUGGUCCUGCCCGAAUUCAACAGUUUUCUAUCUGAUCUCGACACGAAUCUCAAAGGUCUCAUCAUCGCAGCCGUCUCGCUUGGUUCCUUCUUGGCAUUUAUACCCGGAUCAUACAUUGCCGACAAUUUGGGGCGGAGGAUCUGCGUCCUCAUCGGAUCGUCACUAGUGAUCGUUGCAUCAAUCGUCCAGAUCGCGACUUCAAACCAUUGGGUUUUCUUCAGCGCACGCGUCCUGGCUGGAAUGGGAGUCGGAGUUUCUCAAACCGCUGCGCCAUUGCUCAUCACUGAAUCUUCACACCCACGUCAGCGACAAGCAUUCACGGGAUUAUACAACGCGCUAUGGUUCAUUGGGUCAAUCACUUCCGCCAGUAUCGGCUGCGCUGGACUUUCGAUAGUAGGAACUUGGUCUUGGAAGCUUCCAUGUCUGACACAGGCGUUUUAUCCGGCCCUUCAGCUGGUUGGUUUGUUCUUCGUUCCCGAGAGUCCCAGGUGGUUGGUAUCUCAAGGCAGAAAGGAGGAGGGAAUGGCCAUUCUCGCAAAAUACCACUCGAAUGGGGAUGAAAACGACGAAUUGGUUCAAGAUGAAUUCUAUCACAUCUGUCAGAGCAUUGAUGCCGAAUCAGGAUCCAAGUCAAAGGGUUGGGCUACAUUCUGGGAAAGCUCCAGCAACCUGCAUCGUCUGGCGAUCUGUGUCAUGCUCGGUUUCAUGCAAGAGUGGUCCGGAAAUGGCGUGGUCUCCUAUUACCUUGCACCCAUUCUGACCUCGGUUGGUAUAUAUCGUGCCGCCUACCAAGGCGCUAUCAACAUCAGCCUCCAGGUGUGGAACCUGAUGUUCGCCGUCUGCGGAGCAAUGGCCGCAGAUCGAUUCGGACGACGAAGGCUUUGGCUGAUCGCAACCACCUUGAUGUUUGUCUAUCUUGCCGUUGCGACAGCCAUGUCCGGCCUAUUCACGGAGUUGAAGAUUUUGGAGGCUGGCAUCGCGGUGGUACCAAUGCUAUUCCUCUUCUGUGCCGCCUUUGACAUGGCAUAUAUGCCGUUGUUCAUUGCAUACCCGGCGGAAAUCUUGCCCUUCCAACUUCGUGCGAAGGGUCUCGCCGUGACACUUACUACGGACUCCAUGGCGUGUUUCUUCAACCAAUACGUCAACCCAGUGGCGUUUGCAGCAAUCCAGUGGAGAUACUUUGUCGUCUAUCUGGCCUGCCUGGUCAUCUUCUUCGCGACAAUCUACUUCCUCUUCCCCGAGACCAAGGGUCUAUCUCUGGAACAGGUCGGGCGAAUCUUCGAGAAGGAGAAGGCCUACCAAGCGGAUACUCCCACCUCAGAGAUCUCGCAGGAGCUACUUGUAUACACGAAGAAGAGCAGCACUUCUUCGUGA
Molecule: messenger RNA, 1515 nt
Organism: Penicillium olsonii
Lineage: Eukaryota; Fungi; Ascomycota; Eurotiomycetes; Eurotiales; Aspergillaceae
Source: the annotation of a GenBank genome assembly